GUUGAAUUCAUUGAAUAUUUAGGUGCCAUAUAGUAUGCUAAGCACUUACUGCAUCAUUUCAUUUAAUCCACACAGCUGUCUAUGAGGUAUAAAUAUUACUAUUGUUCCCAUUUUUAAGAUGUAAAACUGAAGCCUAGUGGAGAAACAGAACUAGAGGCUCUUCAUUUUUUGUUGGUUUUACUUAAACCACCUUUCCCCUUUUCCUCCCUCCUCAAUAAAAUUCUUGAAUCCAUUUUUUACUUCUCCAAGGAAAGGAAAUACAGUCCUGGCAUUGCAAGCUCUCAUUUCCUCAUUUGAUGGGAAAAGGGGCAUGGUAUAAUAGAGGGAAAGCUUGAAGGCAUCUAGUUGGGCUUUUAAUUAACAAGAAGACACUCUGAAGGCUUUGGAUGUUAUCAGGGAAUAUGAAGAAUACAAAAAGCAUCCAGGAACCUAGAUUUGAUUAUUAUAACAGUGAAGUUCCUGAUAUUGACCUCAAUGAUUGUGAAUUCCCACAUGUCAUUGAAAUUUAUGACUUUCCUCAAGAAUUUCGUACUGAAGACCUCCUACGGGUUUUCUGCAGUUACCAGAAGAAAGGAUUUGAUAUUAAAUGGGUGGAUGACACACAUGCCCUAGGAGUAUUCUCCAGUCCAAUUACAGCUCGUGAUGCUCUGGGUAGUAAACACACCAUGGUGAAGAUCCGGCCUUUGUCACAGGCCACAAGAGCAGCCAAGGCCAAAGCUAGAGCUUAUGCUGAGUUCCUCCAGCCAGCAAAGGAGCGUCCUGAGACUUCUGCAGCCCUAGCUAGAAGGCUAGUCAUCAAUGCCCUUGGGGUUCGAAGUAAGCAGAGCAAAACUGAACGGGAAGCAGAGCUCAAGAAACUGCAAGAAGCCCGAGGUGAGUUGAAGGGAUGGCGUUCUUCUCUAGUCCCUUUAGAGCAGUGGUUCUUAACCUUCCUAAUG
Messenger RNA from Myotis davidii, 938 nucleotides. RefSeq names its product R3H domain and coiled-coil containing 1 like (gene R3HCC1L). The annotation marks the transcript as partial. The transcript has 5 exons. NCBI's taxonomy places the organism in Eukaryota, Metazoa, Chordata, Mammalia, Chiroptera, Vespertilionidae. The record is from RefSeq and is a predicted model, not a curated record.